CCAGCUCCUCCCUGUGUGUGUCUCUAGGCUGGGGACCGGCUGAGGCGCAGGCAGCCCGGGCUGCCGCCUUUGCCUUGCUCCCGCUCUCCUCCUCCCUGGGCUCCCCGCCUGCGGCCUCCCCACACUGACAUGCCCCAGCAGCAGCAGCAGCAGCCCUAGCCCCGCCUGCGGCCCCUUCCCCCGGCUCUCCGCGUCCUCCCGGAGGAGGCGAAGGCGCUCGGCUCGGGGGCUGUCAUCGCGCCUCCCCGAUGGGCAGCCUGCUGAGCGGGGUCAGUGUCAAGGAGCCCGCCACGGUGGAGGACUGCGACUCCACCUGGGGGACGGACUCCGAGCCCGAGCCGCAGGACCCAGGCGGGGACCAGCAGCAGGAGGCGGUCGGCGGGGAAGAGCCGGCCCCGGAGCCGCCGUCCCCUCUCCCUGCCGCAAGCGGCCGGCCCGAGGAGAUCCGGCAGGAAGGGGAAGAGGUGGAGGGGGGCCGAGAAGAAGCAGCAGCAGCCCCCGGCCCUGAGCAGAAUGAUGAUACAACUGAACUGACAACAAAACCAAAGAGGAGCUUUUAUGCAGCAAGAGACUUGUACAAGUAUCGACACCAGUAUCCACAGAACUUUAAAGAUCUCCGGUAUCAAAAUGACUUGUGCAAUCUCCGAUUUUAUAAGAAUAAAAUUCCCUUUAAACCUGAUGGAGUUUACAUUGAAGAAGUCCUGAAUAAAUGGAAGGGAGACUAUGAAAAAUUGGAACAUAAUCAUACUUAUAUACAGUGGCUUUUUCCACUUCGAGAACAAGGUUUGAAUUUCUAUGCUAAAGAAUUAACUACAUAUGAAAUAGAGGAAUUCAAGAAAACAAAAGAAGCAAUUAGAAGAUUCCUGUUGGCUUAUAAAAUGAUGUUGGAGUUUUUUGGAAUAAAACUAAUUGAUAAAACAGGAAAUGUAGCUCGAGCUGCUAAUUGUCAAGAAAGAUUUCAACAUUUGAAUGAGUCCCAACACAACUACUUAAGAAUCACUCGCAUUCUGAAAAGUCUUGGUGAGCUUGGAUAUGAGAGUUUCAAAUCUCCUCUUGUAAAAUUUAUUCUCCAUGAAGCUCUUGUGGAAGACACAAUUCCCAACAUUAAGCAAAGUGCUUUGGAAUAUUUUGUAUACACCAUUAGAGACAGAAGAGAAAGGAGAAAGCUCCUGCGAUUUGCCCAGCAACAUUACACACCUUCAGAGCAUUUCAUCUGGGGACCACCAAGAAAACAGAAGUUGGAGGGAAACAAAACAGGUAAAAAGCCAACAUCCCCAGUUUCUUCUCACAACAGUUACAUUUCUAAACAUAAGAAGUGGAGAGAUUCCAAGAAUACAUCCAUAACUGGUAGCUCAAGUAGCAAAACAGCUGAAGAAAAAAAGGUAGAACUCUCAAGACAUGGAGAAGAAAAUGAACAGUUUGGAACAGAAACUAACUGUGAAGCUGCUAGGCAGAGCAACAGUGAAAAGAACAGUGAUACUGAAAGUCAAAAUUCCAAAUCAGAGGAAGUUCUCAAUUUGUCAGACAAAAAGGAAAAUAUUCCUCAUUCCAAAAAAGAUACGGGAAAAGAUGGCGAAAAUCUGAGCCAAGAUUGUGGAAAUCCAACAGUUGUAGAGAGAGAGCCAUGUGACAGUGAGAACUGUUCAAAUAAUGUAUCUGCAGACGUGCAAGACAACCUCGGUAAGGAUAAACCUCCAGUGGAAUCCACCAUAAAGAACAAAGAUGAGAUAAAAUCAUGAGUCCAAAUUUAAAACUAGUUAUGUUUCAAACUGAAUGAAACAAAUUAUUCAUUGUUCUUUCAUUUUGGAUGAUAUUCACAUCUAGUGUAAUAUAAGGAAGAUCAUGGGACCAGGCUGGAUAUGAGAGCAUCAGAUUAAGCUUCUUAGGGGUUGAUUUUUUUUUUAACUCAGUUUAUAGGGCACAAUCCAAAAUGUGUAUAUGCUAUUUAAAAUAUGUAUAUGCUAAUUUGAAACAACUAUAUAGGAUUAAAUUCCAUACAUUCCCCUUUUCAGCUAGGUUACAGUCCACAUAGAAAGGAAUGCCAUUCAUUUCUGAUCUCACUUUGUUCAUCUAUUUUUUAAAAAAUUAGAAUGUUAGAAUUUUGGUGUGUUAAGAUUUGCAGGAAAAGACUGCAAUAUUGAUUGCCUUUUUCAAGAUGAUUCUGCAAAUUACUUUUAAGGGCCCAGGCCUUUCACUUCGUUUUGAAGUCAGUGGAAGUCCUGCAUGAUAUCCAAGGGCAGAAUUAGGUACAAAGGCUUUAAUCUUAAAUGAGCAUUUUUGGCUGAGACUUUCUGAACUGGAUAUCAAAAUGUUCCAUUUUGUGAAGCAUCAUUCUAAAUUAAGUGGAAGUGUAACUCAUGAUUAAACUGUACAAAAGCUUUAUAUGUACAGUCCUUGUCACAGUUGCAGGGUGAGCUGUGCUUUAGAUCUCUUUAAAUGUCUUUCCAGUGUGUCCCUCUGGUGACAGGUUUUGCUUCUCCCAUCUACUAUAUAAAAAAGAAAAUAAAUCUGGUUCUGAAUUUUCAGUUGUUGGGCUCAGGAUUCUUGGGAUGUAAAUCCAAAAAGUUUAUAGUUGCAGAAAUAUAUUCUGUCAUUGUGACACUACUUGCACAUGCAAUAAUGGCUAUCCAUCCAUAUUUAGGCACCUAAAAUAAAAAUGGCCUGAUUUUUACAGAAAGUGCUGAGAACCUGAGAAUUAUCUCUGAAAAGACAGUAAAAAUUUACGUGGUUAAAUACAGAUUUAACUGCCUAAUUAUAAGCACCUAAGAUUGAGCAUUUUAGUCAGGUCUCAUAAAGAUGAAAUGCAAUGAGAUAUUAAUUUCCCACAAAGUGUCAUGCUACAGAAAAACUAAUAUCUUUGUGCCUAAUAGCACUCCUGGGUUCCAUAAUUUUUGUUUUGUAACUUCACCAAUAGAACAAUUCCUACAUGGGCACUUCAACAUUUAACUAAUAAAUGCCAUUAUAUGUAAAAUAUUAUGGUAUGUCAUAAUUUUCCUGAAGGAAGGUGGUAAAAGUAAAUAUUAUAAUGGUGGUGUGCAUUGUACAUCUUAGGCAGAGGAAAACUCCUUUUUUCAAUUUUUGUAAAAAUUCCAAUUGUUUCAUGCUGUGACAAUAGACCACUAUUUAUAAGGCUGUUUUUGUCUCAAAGAAGUAUUUUAAUAUUUAACUUUAGUCUAUGUAUAUGCUGUGGAAGAACACCAAAAUUCGUUCCCCUAUUUUGGAAGCAGUUAAAGAAUAAUUGAGCUCAAGCCCCAAUCCUGCAAUGUGGAGCCCCCUUAAAAUCUGUGGGGAUUCAAGUGGAUGCAGGGGUCCACUUGCAUGCAUCUGCAUCGUAUUGAAAGAUCAGGGCCUUAGGGCUUGCCUAUACAGAGAGUUAAGAUAUGUCUACACUACAGAAUUAUGUUGACCUAAGUUACAUCAGUUGUACAGCCACCUCAGUAAUUAAAUUGCUUUUGCACAUCCACACUAUGCUCCUUGUGUCGGCGGUGCACAUCCUUGCCUGGAGAACUUGCACUGAUUUAACUGUCAGAGUGGGGUAUUGUGGGACAGCUUCUGAAAGGCAGCAACAGUCGAUGUAAGCAACACAGUGUCUGCACUGAAACUGCGUGGACAUAACUACAUCAACCUAAGCACUACACCUCUUGCGGAGGUGGAGUUGUUAAGUCGGCAUAGCGUGCAAGUUACAUCUAUGGGAGUAAUAUUUUAGUGUAGACACUUACAGUUAGGUCAAUGUAGAGCUGUCUUGCAUCAAUCUAAUUCUGUAGGGUAGACCAGGGUGAAAUCUGCUGCGUGUUAAGUUGCCAUGUGGACCCUGCUGCCAUUCUCUAGAAGUUCCAUAGUGCGCUUGACUUCAUCUGUUUCAAAUAUGUGCUUUACAUUCACACCCUGGCUUGCCAUGCAUUAAGUCUCUGUGGGCAUAAGCCCAUAGUCUGUAAAAGCACCUGCAGGACUAAAGGGCAAUUCAUGUUGAAAUUAUUGAAAAUGAUUGUGUAUUCAUAAAUGUAAGCAGUUAGUUAUUCACCAGUUAUUUCAAAAUCCAAGGAUGUACAAAACAAACUAUAAUAUUUACAGGUUAUUUUUAACUUACUUUAGUCUUAAAUGCUUGGGACUUUUGUGUGUGCUUAGUACAGUAACUUGCUUCUGCCCAGUAGUUAAGGGGAGUUUGAUCAAUUCAUAUAUAGAUUAAAGCGUCUUUCCCAUUUAGGGGUCUAUUUUCUAUUAAAUAGAUAUGUAUAACUCCAAAUAAUGUAACUAGGAAUUAUAUGCAUACAUAGACAGGUGGGAAUUUGAUUUAUACCAUAGUAUUUUAUUCAAAUAUCAAAUGAAGGGGCAUACCAGUGUGUAACUUGACAAACUUUCUACUGGGUACGCAUGUGCAAGUGUAGUAGUUUAUUUGACAAGUUCUGCAGAUAUGCUUCUCUUUGUAUUUGAAAUUGGAGUUAUAGCUCACCUCCCCGCCAUACUGAACCAAAUCCUGCCUCAAUACAUGGAAACUCUUUGACACGGAACCUAUAAAAACUACUACCCAUUAAACAGAAAUGCAGCAAUAAAUGUGCAUGUCUGGGAGCAAAACAGUGUCGAUAUUUCUGGUAAUUAACAAACUUAUCCUCAAGGUUGCUGAGUACUUGCAACUCCUCAUUGAAGCCACUGAGGGUUAGGCUUGCUCAGUUCCUCUCAGGAUCAGACUCUAAGAUUCCAAGGAACCUAGGUACUAGGAGUUUGUAUAAUAUUAAUUUAUAUUUCAUGUUACCGAGAUAUAAUCCUGCUUGAAUUAUUAUUCUAGGGUAAUUCUAAUAAUGUACAGUUGCAUAUACCUGUACCAUACAUAGAAAGUUUACGUCUGUGGUAUAAUUUUGAUGGAUGAUCCAAUAAGAUAAGUCAAAUGAGGUAUAGUAGAUUUAAAUGGAAAACAAGUCUUGUUUCUUUUUAAAUAAAGUUUAUUUAUAUCUGCUUAACUAAA
Caretta caretta (loggerhead turtle) is the source of this 4960-nucleotide messenger RNA. RefSeq names its product opioid growth factor receptor like 1 (gene OGFRL1). Gene Ontology annotation, molecular function: opioid growth factor receptor activity. The record is from RefSeq and is a predicted model, not a curated record. Gene Ontology annotation, cellular component: membrane. Lineage: Eukaryota; Metazoa; Chordata; Testudines; Cheloniidae.